Messenger RNA from Coregonus clupeaformis (lake whitefish), 1846 nucleotides. RefSeq lists its product as uncharacterized. Gene Ontology annotation, biological process: T cell activation; interleukin-15-mediated signaling pathway; positive regulation of ERK1 and ERK2 cascade. Gene Ontology annotation, cellular component: membrane raft; external side of plasma membrane. Lineage: Eukaryota; Metazoa; Chordata; Actinopteri; Salmoniformes; Salmonidae. Bases 23 to 1495 code for a protein of 490 amino acids. The record is from RefSeq and is a predicted model, not a curated record. Gene Ontology annotation, molecular function: MHC class II protein binding; protein tyrosine kinase binding. The transcript has 9 exons.
UGUUUUCAGGAGAAAGUACAAAAUGAAGUGUGUUUCUGGAUUCCUUUCCAUCCUUAUUGCUUUGUUCAUCUCUUCAACAGGGGCUGAAGAUGUGAUGGUGUAUGGUCAAGUGGGAGGGACGGUCACAUUCCCCAGAUUGAAGUGGGGUUCAGAAAAGGUGGUGGUAUAUUGGUACUUUGGGACGGACCCACAAGCUGUGAUAUCCCGCAACUCCCAUGGUCGAGAGCAAAUACAUGAAUCAUGGAAAGACAGGGUGUCUCUGUCAAAGACUGACUUCUCCCUGAUCAUCAACAACAUCAGAUUAGAGGAGUUCAAAUCCUUCAAAUGUGAACUGAAAGAUUUCCUGCCACCUUCUAUCAAUGUCACCAAAUUCAGACUGUCCCAUGUGAGUGUAAAACGGCCAGACUCUCCCCUGUUGCCUGGGGAGAAUCUUACUCUGAAGUGUGACAUAGAGGAAAUAUUUGAGGGUACACAGAUAAAAUGGCUUAGUCCCCAGAAACAGGACCUGAAAGAGGACAAGCGUGCCCAGAUCACAAAUGACGUCCACCUGACAGUAACGAAUGUCACUGACCAACACCAUGGAGAGUGGACCUGUGUGGUGACAUACCAGGGCAGGGAAGCCCAUGCCAACACCCCUGUUACUGUAAUGGACCUCUCCCCUGCUCCUCCACAGCCUGUCUACACCUCUGUCUCCUCCCUCUCUCGUCUCCAUCUUCCAUGUUCCUUUUCCAUUCCUCCUCAUCUGUCCUGGUCAGACCUCCAGGCUAAGGGCAUCCGUGGAGGCCACUGGACCUUUACCCCAAGCCCAGUGGCAGGCUCCUUCACUGGGGUUGUCCAGACCCUCGUCAACCUCUCCCUGGGGCCUCCAUCAGCCUGGGUGGUCCUUCAGAACAAAGGGCUGGAUGUCUCAGCCCUGCCGAGGAACAAUCUGAACCUCACCCUGUUGAAGAAAGGGGUGACAGAGGAGGACAGGGGCGAGUACACCUGCGCUGUGGAGUUCCAGGGGGACAUCACCCUGAAGAGAUCAAUGCGUGUGGAGGUGCUACAGGUGUUUUCCUCUUCAGGUCCAGUGGCCUUUGUAGGUCAGGAGGUCAACCUCACCUGCACCCUGGGCCACCCUCUGAACUCUGACCUGGAAGUGAAAUGGAUCAAACCACCCCACUCCUCCCUCCUCACUUUAGGCUCCUCCCCCCACCCUGCCCUUCUCACCAUCCCGGAAGCAAGGGAUGGAGAUAGUGGGAGGUGGAGGUGUCAACUGAAAAGGAACGACAUCCUGCUGACGUCAGUGGAUAUCACACUGAAGAUCGAGCGAGUCCCCAUGGACGUGUGGCUGUUGGUCACCAUCUGUGCCGCAGCCGUCAUCUUCAUCCUCCUCCUCAUCCUCACUGUCAUCCUCAUCCGACGCCACAGACAGCGGGUGAUGAUGCCCAGACGUGGCAAACGCAGAUUCUGCCACUGCAAAGACCCCAAACCAAAAGGAUUCCACAAAAACUAGAGAUAUUAUACAGACCAGAAUCCCUGUCAAAUUCAGGACAAUGUCUCUGCUAUUUCGUCUUAGCUAUUCUAUUCUGAUAGAAAGAAAAAACAAAGGACAAAAGAAGCAAGAAAUAUGUUUUUCAUGUGAUGUUUGAUACUAGAAUUGAUUCCAUUUCACAAGUGUUUAUUAUCAUGCUUUAUGACCUAUAAUUGAGCUAUAAUUGAAGAAAUUCUGUAUAUAAAUAUGUAUAGCUACUGUCGCUUUUGUAUUACUGUACGCUGAGUAUACAAACCGUUAAAAACACCUGCUCUUUCCAUGACAUAGACUGACCAGGUUAAUCCAGGUGAAAGCUAUGAUCCCUUAUUGAUG